GACACUUCCACUCCAAUCACAGGAAUGGAGGAUUCUCAUAAUAUUUUGAGAAGUUGGAUGAGAGUGAUUUCUCAGGUCUUCUUCUACCUGACCUUGAUCCUCGGUGUUCCUGGAAAUUCAUUUGUCAUGUAUGUUGCUGGAUUGAAGAUGAAGAAGACUGUUAAUACAGUAGGGUUUCUCAAUCUAGCGAUUGCUGACCUCUUGUGCUGCCUUUCCACUCUUUACUAUGUGACCAAGAGUACUAUUGGCUACUGGCCUUACGGACCCAUAAUGUGCAAGAUUUUCCCCUUCGUUAUGUUCGUCAGCAGGUUUGCCAGCGUUUUCACACUGAGCUUGAUUAGUCUGGAUCGGUUUACUCGGGUGAUCACACCGGUUUGGGCUCAGAAUCAUCGCAGCUUGUUCAUCGCACGACUGUCCUGUGCAACAAUUUGGAUACUGGCUUCAAUUCUCAGUCUGCCUUUUAUGAUGUUAAGAGAGACUUACACAGAAAAUAAUAAAACACAGUGCCGGCCAUAUCUACCUAAUAAAGAACAUUCUGAAUUGUAUGGAAGGCUAAGCAUCAUCAGAUUUGUGAUUGGCUUUUUAGUUCCUCUCAUAUGCAUCACAACAUGUUACGGAUUCAUCACACACAAGUUAGGCAGGAGUCAUUUUCACUCUGGACGAGCGUUUUGCAUUAUUUUGGCUGUAAUCGUGGCCUUUUUUCUGUGCUGGUUGCCGUAUCACAUAUUGCGUUUUAUAAACAUAUUCGGAGAUAAAUCAAGUCGCCCGGUGGCUUUGGCAGUGAAUAUGUUGGCCAUCUCUUUGGCGUAUUUCAACAGCUGUCUGAACCCCAUUCUGUAUGUUUUCAUGGGGCAGGAUUUUAAGAGCAAUGUUAAACUUUCUCUAAGACGUGUUUUUGAAAGAGUUUUCACUGAGGAGGGAACACAAGCCUCACGAUCCACACAGCCUCAACACACACACUCAGUGUAGUGAAGAUAUCAACUCAUUUAUACUAUAUAUACUGUAUAUGAGUUUUCUGAUUGAUUUGUAUUACUAUUUUAAUAAUGUUGUAAUUUCAUAAUUGUAAAUUCAUCAACUCGAAGUCAGCAAGUCAUCUAACUCUUAUCCAUGAUUCCUGUUGUUUUCUGUAUUGUUUAUAUAUUCUAAAUGAUUUGUGAUGAAC
Carassius gibelio (silver crucian carp) is the source of this 1162-nucleotide messenger RNA. Its product is annotated as C3a anaphylatoxin chemotactic receptor-like. NCBI's taxonomy places the organism in Eukaryota, Metazoa, Chordata, Actinopteri, Cypriniformes, Cyprinidae. Gene Ontology annotation, cellular component: plasma membrane. The record is from RefSeq and is a predicted model, not a curated record. Gene Ontology annotation, molecular function: complement component C5a receptor activity; G protein-coupled receptor activity. Gene Ontology annotation, biological process: inflammatory response; phospholipase C-activating G protein-coupled receptor signaling pathway; complement receptor mediated signaling pathway. The transcript has a single exon. Bases 25 to 969 code for a protein of 314 amino acids.